Gallus gallus (chicken) is the source of this 4335-nucleotide messenger RNA. RefSeq names its product selenoprotein N (gene SELENON). Lineage: Eukaryota; Metazoa; Chordata; Aves; Galliformes; Phasianidae. The record is from RefSeq and is marked reviewed. Gene Ontology annotation, biological process: skeletal muscle fiber development; calcium ion homeostasis. The transcript is spliced from 12 exons. Gene Ontology annotation, cellular component: endoplasmic reticulum membrane.
AGCCCCGCCCCGCUCCGUCGCGGCCAUGGCGGAGCGGCCCCGCUGAGCGCUGAGCCCAUGGCGGUUCCCGGCGCGGCUCCGUCGCGGCUGGCGCUGGCCUUGGCCGCCUUGGCAGCGCUGGCCGCCGUUAAGUACUACCGAGACGCCGAGGCCGCCCGGCAGCAGGAGCUGGCGCUGAAGUCUUUGGGCAGCGAGGGGCUGUUUCUCUUUUCUUCUCUGGACACAAACAACGAUCUGUACCUCAGUCCAGAGGAGUUCAAGCCAAUAGCUGAGAAGCUGACAGGAGUUACUCCGGUCUCGGACUUUGAAGAGGAUGCACCUGAUCCAAAUGGGGAGACGUUGUCCAUUGUGGCUAAAUUCCAGCCUUUGGUCAUGGAAACGAUGACAAAGAGCAAAGAUGGUUUCUUGGGAAUCUCUCACGUUGCUCUUUCUGGGCUGAGGAAUUGGACUGCUCCUGUAUCCCCUAAGAGUGUGAUGCUUGCCAGGCAGUUUAAAGCCUUUCUUCCUCCGAAGAAUAAACUUGAUCUGGGUGAUCCGUGGUGGAUAAUUCCUAGUGAACUGAACAUCUUCACUGGAUAUCUUUCCAACAACAGGUUUUACCCUCCACCUCCCAAAGGCAAAGAGAUCAUAAUCCACAGGCUUCUGAGCAUGUUCCACCCGCGCCCCUUCGUCAAAACCCGCUUUGCUCCCCAAGGAUCCGUGGCCUGUAUCCAAGCCAUCAGCACCUACUACUAUACCAUAGCGUUCAGGAUCCAUGCUGAGUUCCAGCUGAAUGAGCCACCAGACUUCCCCUUCUGGUUUUCCCCAGGCCAGUUUACGGGUUACAUCGUCCUCUCCAAGGAUUCUUCCCAUGUGCGAGAGUUCAAGCUCUUCGUCCCUAACAAGAGGUCUCUGAAUGUUGAUAUGGAGUGGCUGUAUGGGGCGAGUGAAGGCAGCAACAUGGAGGUGGAUAUAGGUUACCUGCCUCAGAUGGAGCUGGAAUCCACAGGGCCCUCGGUCCCCUCUGUGAUAUAUGAUGAGAACGGAAAUGUGAUUGACAGCAGGGAUCCCUCAGGGGAGCCUAUUCAGUUUGUGUUUGAAGAGAUAACCUGGCAGCAGGAAAUCCCCUGGGAAGAGGCAGCCCAGAAGCUGGAAGUGGCCAUGUAUCCAUUUAAGAAGGUCUCCUAUCUUCCCUUCACAGAAGCUUUUGAGAGAGCAAAAGCAGAAAAGAAACUGGUGCACUCGAUCCUGCUGUGGGGUGCCCUGGAUGACCAGUCCUGCUGAGGUUCAGGGCGAACUCUCCGGGAGACUGUCCUGGAAAGUUCGCCCAUCCUCGCCCUGCUGAAUGAGAGUUUCAUUAGCAGCUGGUCACUUGUAAAGGAGCUGGAAGAGCUGCAGACAAACAGGGAGAAUGAGUUCUACAGCAAGCUGGCUGACUUGCACCUUGAAAAAUACAACUUCCCUGUGGAGAUGAUCAUCUGCCUCCCCAAUGGCACGGUGAUUCACCAUAUCAAUGCCAACUACUUCCUGGAUAUUACUUCUAUGAAGCCUGAAGAUGUUGAAAGUAGUAUCUUUAGUUUCUCAGCCAAUUUUGAUGACCCUUCUACUGCAACUUACCUCCAGUUUCUGAAGGAAGGACUGCAAAGAGCAAAAGCUUACUUGCAGAACUAAAACCAAAGGCACCCAAAUGCCUCAUGGAGUUGGCCAAACACUUCAGACGUCUAUUUUGAUUGCAGCAGUUCUUUCUCAUCUUCAUGCCAUGCACUGAUGUUAAGAUGCAGACAAUUCCAGGACUGGGGCUUUUCUGUGGAUGAUCUGGAGAUGUUGGUUUAAGGCUAAACUUUCAAGUGAUACCAGUUUAUGUCAUCUGCCCAUUCGAGUUCAGGCAAGUUUUUACAGGAGUGAAAAUACUUGGAUCUAUAAACAUUCUUUGUGCAUACACCUUGCCACCCACCCUCAUAUUCUUCCACCUCUUGUUCAGACUCUGGGAUGAAACUCUUUUUUACAGCCAUACCAAGCAUUGCCAGGAAACAUCUGAUCUCAAGGGCUGGACUGUGUGUUGAGUUACAGAGAACAGCACUGCUGUGAUGACCGAACACUCGUGAUGCACACCUGUGCUGUGUGGGCAAAUGCACAGAAUCCAGUGUGGACAGCAAGCUCUUCCCUGGGCAGCUGGUGGGCACUGUGCUUCCUGCCAGCAGCACUGAGCUGUAAGCUGCUCUGUGGCGUGGAUCCCAGUUCUUUGUGAUAGCAUUAUUGACAGCAGUGGCAACCUGUGUGUAAUAGGAUUGUAGCUGAUAAUGUGUAGGCAUGGAAGUAGGAAGAUCUAGCUGCAGGCUUGAUCUCUGAAGUAGCCUCCUCCCAGCUUCCUGGAUGCCUGGGACAGUGAUCCUGAGUGAUGUGGUGCAAGAGCUGUAUCAGUCACAAUGUUUGCAGCUGAUGGAGAUGGUGGGGUUGAUGUGGUGCAAUUGGGAGUGGAGAAUGGGGCAUUAUGGUGCAGCUUAGAGAUGUUAGGUAUGGAUUAAUUUGGGGGGAUUAAGGGCCAAGGCUCUGGCAGUGAGCUCCACCUGUUGUAGGGUGUGCCUACAGGCUAUGGGACACUGUAAUGAGCUGUGCCCCCAUCCUAUUUAGACCAAAGCUACUCCCACCCCACCUGUUUUGAGAGCUUUGUUCUCCCAGUGUGUCAUCAGUGGUGACAAAAUACUCAGUGCAUGUUUGAUGUGAUUUUUCCAAGUCAUACUGAAUAAUGGACCGUGAUUAAGUCCCCUUUAGGAAGGGGAGAUUCAGCCUUAUCCUGAGAGCACUGAGUGGUUUAGAAUGGACCAGUUUUAAAGAAACUGUCAGGAGCCUUUCCCAAGGAAGGAACUGUUUGACCAGAGUGCCAAUUGCUCUUACCUGUAAACAUCCUGAGCAGUUGUUCCUCCUCUGUACCAAUGGCUGACUGCACAGUGAGUGAAAUUUGGGGAAGGGAGGGUAAAUGAAAUGGUGUUUUAAGCACAUUCCUAGAGAUAGGUGAGACAAAGCAUCUUCAAAAGAUGGCUGCAAGCAGCUCUUUCUAUUGAUGCUUUUUCUGCUCUCUGAAGCACAAUUUUGUUGAACCAAAUCCAAAGUUGGGGGAAAGCCUCUUUUUUUUCUGAGGGGGGGGGACUUUUAUUCUGGACAUCAGGACCUGGAAGGGAUGCUUGGGGUCAUGAUUCACAGAACCACAGAAUGGAUAAGGUUGGAAGGGAUCUCUGGAGCUCAUCAGGCUGAGUUCAGACGGAUCUUUGAGCGACUCAGCGUAGCUUUGCUAAUUGCUCUAAGUGAGAUUAAUUACCUGUGGGAUGUUUCUUAGUACUGGCUUUUUAACUAUGCAUUAGCUCUGCACUUUACUAGCCCUUCAAGUGGCCUGCAGUAAUUACAGGCUUGGAUUACAUACAGGCUGUGCUUUCAGUGGUGGCCGUGGAAAGUGUCAAAGCCUCCAGACAGUGUUACAGAGACCAAGCUCCUGUCACCAUGGCAGUCUCAGCACCCUCUGUCCCUUCUGGGGACUUUGGACUGAGCCAAGAGCGACAGAGCAGAGUGCCCAUCUCCAUCCAGCACCUUGGGAAGCAUUGCUUUAGUGUUACCUGCCCUUAUGGCUUUUACAGAGGAGGGUUUUUGUUCAUUUCUCACUUUUUGUUAGCCUCUUGGUCUCGGGCUGCAGACUUCAAAGCAGCACACGUGUAUUCAUUCCAUUAAUUUCUCUUUUGACUGGUUUUGCAGCAGAAGGGGUCAGAGAGCAGUAGCUGAGCACUCAGGGGUUGUCUUCUCAAGGUGUGGAGAACCAGGUACAGGAGCAGUUCUGCAAGGCUAGGGAGCAGCAGGCAGAGGAGGGACCGGAGCCCCUCUCCCUGGUGCUGUGAGCACAGCAAGAAGGGGAUUCAGCUGAGCUGAAGCAAGAGGAGCCCAAACAGCCGUCCUUAGCCUGGAUUCAGCCGUGUCCUCAUUAACUCAUGAACCACAAAACAUCCCAAUCAACCCAUCAUCUUCCAUCUACUGCUGUGAGUGGGCUCUGGACAGAAACUGUUAUCUAAGGACUUUUUUUUUUAUACUAUCUGCCAAGCGUUUUCUCUUACAUUUGUAAUCUUACUAUAUUUUUCAGUAAGCUUGUGAUAUUCCAAAGGGGGAGGGCGAUGCUGCUUCUCACGGUCUCCUGUGCUUCGUGACGCUCUGGCCUUAAAUCCACAAGCGGGUCAGGGCUGAUGUCUGACAGCAGCACUACGUGGGAAAGCAGCGCUGCUCCGCCUCUGGGUCUGCGUGCGCCGGUGCCGUUCGGUGUGACGGGCUGUCCGGGCCGUUUGUAGCCGCGCUAGUUAAACCGAUCCCACCACCUCA